This is a messenger RNA of Monodelphis domestica (gray short-tailed opossum), 9906 nucleotides long. It is a transcript of the gene KATNAL1, whose product is annotated as katanin catalytic subunit A1 like 1. The record is from RefSeq and is a predicted model, not a curated record. NCBI's taxonomy places the organism in Eukaryota, Metazoa, Chordata, Mammalia, Didelphimorphia, Didelphidae. Gene Ontology annotation, biological process: microtubule severing. Gene Ontology annotation, cellular component: microtubule; microtubule cytoskeleton. Gene Ontology annotation, molecular function: microtubule binding; ATP hydrolysis activity; microtubule severing ATPase activity.
UCCUUUCCCCCCUCCCUACAGUAGCUUGUGGCUCCACCCCCUCAUCGAGACUCAGCUCGCGCUCUACCCUCUCCCCCCAACCCCGCCUGCCGCCACGCCCGUCCCGCUGCUGCCAUGGUAACCAUAGGCGCACUUAGCGGACUAACGGAAUCGUCGUAAUCGUUGGUACCGACCUGCGGCCCCCUACAUCACCCGGACCACGGCACAUACAGUUUUCCGAGGCGCGACGUUUAGAUCGGUGGAAAAAGAUGAAUUUGGCUGAGAUUUGUGACAAUGCAAAAAAGGGAAGAGAAUAUGCACUUCUUGGAAAUUAUGACUCUUCAAUGGUAUAUUAUCAAGGGGUAAUACAGCAGAUUCAGCGACAUUGUCAGUCAGUCAGAGAUCCAGCUGUCAAAGGCAAAUGGCAACAGGUUCGACAGGAAUUGCUAGAAGAAUAUGAACAAGUCAAGAGUAUUGUCAAUACCUUAGAAAGUUUUAAAAUAGACAGACCCCCAGAUUUUCCUGUAUCUUAUCAAGAUGAACCAUUCCGUGAUCCUGCUGUUUGGCCUCCUCCUGUUCCAGCAGAACACAGGGCUCCACCUCAGAUAAAGCGCCCAAAUCGAGAAGUGAGACCCCUGAGGAAAGAAAUGCCAGGAGUGGGGCCUCGGGGACCUGUAGGCAGAGCACACCCUAUAUCCAAGAGCGAAAAACCCACCUCCAGUAGAGAUAAGGAUUUUAGAGCAAGAGGGAGAGACGACAAGGGAAGGAAGAAUUUGUCAGAUGGUGCAGGUGAUGGGGAAAUUCAGAAGUUUGAUGGUGCUGGAUAUGAUAAAGAUCUAGUUGAAGCUCUUGAAAGGGAUAUAGUAUCCAGAAAUCCUAGCAUUCAUUGGGAUGACAUAGCAGAUUUAGAAGAAGCCAAAAAAUUGCUAAGGGAGGCUGUUGUUCUUCCAAUGUGGAUGCCUGACUUUUUCAAAGGGAUUAGACGGCCUUGGAAGGGCGUGUUGAUGGUGGGACCCCCUGGCACUGGUAAAACUAUGCUUGCUAAAGCUGUUGCUACAGAAUGUGGCACAACAUUCUUCAAUGUUUCUUCCUCUACUCUGACGUCAAAAUAUAGAGGUGAAUCUGAGAAAUUAGUCCGCCUGUUGUUUGAAAUGGCUAGAUUUUAUGCUCCUACAACAAUCUUCAUUGAUGAGAUUGAUUCCAUCUGUAGCCGCAGAGGUACUUCUGAUGAACAUGAGGCAAGUCGAAGAGUCAAGGCUGAACUGCUCAUUCAGAUGGAUGGGGUUGGAGGAGCUCUUGAAAAUGAUGACCCUUCUAAAAUGGUCAUGGUGUUGGCUGCCACAAAUUUCCCAUGGGACAUUGAUGAAGCUUUACGAAGGAGAUUAGAAAAAAGAAUCUAUAUACCGCUACCAACAGCAAAAGGCAGAGCAGAGCUACUUAAGAUCAAUCUUCGGGAAGUUGAAUUAGAUCCUGACAUUCAAUUAGAAGAGAUAGCAGAGAAGAUUGAAGGUUAUUCUGGAGCUGACAUAACUAACGUUUGCAGGGAUGCUUCUCUAAUGGCGAUGAGACGGCGCAUCCAUGGUUUAAGCCCUGAAGAGAUACGUGCCCUUUCUAAGGAAGAGCUGCAGAUGCCUGUUACAAAAGGGGAUUUUGAGUUAGCGCUGAAGAAAAUCUCUAAGUCUGUGUCUGCUGCAGACCUAGAGAAGUAUGAAAAGUGGAUGCUUGAAUUUGGGUCGGCUUAAUUUUAAUGUUGUUUUCUCUUUGUUCUUUUGAGGCUCAUAUUUUGUUUGUAAAAUGCAAGAAAAAUUACUAGAAAUCUUUUCAAAGAUUUGAAUUUUUCAUAGGGGAGAUUCCUCUUUCAACAUCUUUUCAUUCAAAGGCAAAAAGCAUGAACUAUGAAGAAUAGAAGAUGUGGUUGAGGGAAAAGAAGAGCCUCCAGGAAAAGCGAGAUCCUCUCUGAAUCAGUUGGGCCCUGAGCAGAUGUUUCCAGCUUUUAUUUCUUGCCUUUCAGAUUGCUAGCCAGCUUGUCAAAGAGGCUGAUGUGGUAAAGGGAGCCAACAAAGUAUUUUAUCUUCUUUUAGAAGAAAAUUGUUUACACUUAAUAUAGAGGGGACUGUCUUUCUAAUUCAUUUCUCUAUGUGUCCUGGAAUAUAAGUAUUUCUCUUCUUUAACUACAUUAAAAGUACAUAGGGAAUUAAUCUGACAAAUUAGCCUUUUAAAUUAGAAAUGUGUUUGUUAUCAAGGUAGGAAAUCUAUAUUUUGUUGUUAAUAGAAGUUUGUGAGUCAGUUUUUGAAGGAAUCAAUGAGCUUGUGAGCUUGACCCAUCAGUCUUCUGUUAUCUCUCCAACAUAGGCUUCCCCUUUAUCUUAGAGCUCGUAAGUACCAGAGUGUAGCUUUGGUGACUGUCCCUGCCAGAACAGUUUAGCCAUUUAAAAAGUAUUUUGUCUUAAGUGAUAAAUGUCUUUUCACACUCUGGUCUUUCAAUGUCCAAACCAAGGGUACAUUUUUAUAAUCUUACUUUUCUUGCUAAUACUUAUCAAAUUGAAUAUGGAAAAUAUAUGAAGGAAGUUUUGGAUCCUCCAAACAUAAUAUGCAAACAUUCUUAAUAUCUGGAUUUUUCACUUUUAUUUCUUUCAUCAUAUUCAAACAAAUGAAUUUUCUUUACUCCCACUAUUUUUGAAUUCUGAUACUAGGUUUCAUUUGGCAUUCUAAACUAUUUCUAUCAUUUUUAUGAAUUUUCCACACAAAUAUGUGGCUAAAACAAAAGUAUUACCUACCUCAAAGGGUUAUUGUGCUUUGUUGGGCCUUAAUGCUCUAUAUACAUGUGAGUUUUUAUUUUUUUGGUAGGGGGGGAGGGAAAGGUAACAAUAUAGACCUGUAUUGGUGUAAGAAAUAUUGAUAUAAUUGGUAUAAGGAAUUUUUAUGAGGAAACUUCCUCUACCAAUGCAGAUCUGUGACCAUUAUCCAACUUAUAGUUGGAAAGGUAUCUAGGAUCACUGAGAGGUUAAAGUGUCUUUCUUAGGAUCACAGAGCUAUUAUGUGUCAGAAUCAGGACUUGAACCCAGGUCUUCUUGGUUUUGUGAUUGGCGCUUUUAUUCACUACAGUAUGCUGACUUUUCACAUUUCUUUUCAUGCUAGACCUACUCAAAUCAUCAUGGUGUAGAGGUGACCCUGACUUCUCCCAGGUUAUGUUGGUAAGAGGGCAGGCUCUGGCAAUUUGUUCCAAGCUGGAAAAGCUUCAGAUAUGGUUCCAGUGAGAGUGAGAGGCUUGUCCUUCUGUCAGAGGCUACCUCAACUAAAUAGAGAUAAGAAUUAUUUGGUGAUGAAGCAGGUUAAUAUACAAAAUGGCAGUCAGGCCUGUGUGACUCUCUUCUGCCUGUCUCCUAUGAUUAAUGUAAAGGGGGCAGAAGGUGCUAAGAAUCACAUAUUUCUUUGGCUUUCUAAAUAAUUCAUUUUAUUUAGUUGUUUUAAUCUGCAAUUGCUGUCUAAUGACAAAGAAUUUGUUCUACUCUUGGAAAAUUGGAACAACUUCCAUAUUGAUAUUCUCACUGGCAGAAAGGAUUCACAGCUAAAUGAAAGAGGAGCUUUAAGUUCUCUUUAUAUAUGUCUGUAAAGGAGCUGAUAGAUUUGCCUUUAUUUUGUGCCCAAAGGUAAUAAGAAAUGCAACUGUGUGGAAUGCUUACUCUUUUCACUCUAUGGUGCUCGUGAUGAAUAUAAGCAACAGAUUACCAGGAAGGUAACUAUAGCUUAUGUGCCAAUGUCUGUUGCAGAUAAUGAAGCAAUAGGGAAAUUUCAUAAAUAACUUGACAAGAUUGUCCAUUUUAAGUCAGUGUCUCUUGAUUCUUCGUAACUUCCAUGCAAACAUGAAUAUAGGAGGUGAUUAAAAAUGUUGGAAUAUAUGAUUCAUGUUCAAGAAAUGAAAGAGACCAACAAUGUAUGACUGAUUAGAAGUCUUGCAUUUCUACUUUAUGAAUAUUUUUUUAAGAAGAGAGUUUUAACAUGACAGACAUGAUGAGCACCAAAUAACCCAGGAAAAAUAAAAUUGACUAUCUCUUAAGAGACAUAAAAUGCUUAGUCACUUGUCAGUCAUUUCAGAAUCAUUGUCUGUGAAACAACACUCAUCAGUUGAUUAGAGGAAAGAUCAAAAUCAAUAACAAAUUAGGAAAAUGAUAAGGAUAAAAAGGUACAAUAUACCAUUCUAGUAGCUCCAACCCUACUUGUUUUGAAUAAACUGUUGCCAGAAAAUAAAAAGGAUAAUAGUCAAAAUUAAAGUCACUUGCUUUGUCACCAUUUAUUGCAGAUUAACUGAUACAGAAGUCAAUAGAAUAAGGACAAAACAACCCAGAAAUAGUUUUAGCCCUCAAAUACUUAACCGAUCUCUUUGCUAAGUUAUGGGAGUUAAGGACACUCACUCAGAAAAUACUAUGAGGAAGAUGAUGAAAGAUUAUAAGUAUCACUUUAGAAUGUACCAAAAAUCACUUGAGAGAGGAAAGGAGCCCAGAGGCAGCAUGGCAUUAGACAUAGUUAAGCCAGAGAGUUAACUUAAAAGCAUUUGUUGAUGAAAAUGGAAGGAGAACAACAAAUAGAUGUGAAUUCAAAGAGAUGUCUUCCAUUGUUUCUAUGUCUAUUCUCUUUAGUGACAGUAAUGGUACCACUGCAUUGGGAUUAUGCCACUUUGAUGCCUCACAUAUUAUGUUAGUAGUAUUGGGACUAAAGAAGAUAAAAGUUGGGAAGAGUAGGGUAACCUGACCAAAUGCACAGAGAAUAAAUUUGUGCUACUGACAGCACAAUAUUGAAGGCACUAAAGUAUCAAUUUGCAAGAUAGCAAGACAUCUUAAAAGAGGGGAAGAUAAUAAAAGAAUGGAAAAAUGUAACUCCAUUGAAGAGGAGACAUUUGUAACUAGCAGUAUCCCUACUUUUUUAUCUCUAAAUUCUCUAUUAGAAUGGUUUCUGCAUGAAUUAAGCAUUCCCUUGAUGAGAACAUGAGAAGGGAACAGGUCAAGCUAUUUUGAAGACAUUUUCUAUAGCUACCUAUAUCUUUGUAGUGACAAAAUUGACUUGAGAUGCAGGAAAUGUAAAAUCUCAUGGUGUUUGUUAAUUAUAAAAAACUUUUGAGUAGAACUUUGAGCGAAAUAUAGCUUAUAAAGGGCUUCUUCAUGUGAGUUUCUGUAUAAUGUUAAGAUCCAUAUAAAAUUUCACAGAGAUAUCUGUGUUCACUGAGGUGCUAAGUAUCGGUUUCAAGUGAGAUACAAAAUAGGGAAUCAGAUGCACACAAAAGCCAUCAUGGAGUGAAUCCUAUGCAGAUUCCUAUAGAAGAGAUUGUGGGUUUUACUGGAGAGUUUUUCUCUUUGGAACUGAUGUUGUGCUGAUUGCAUAGAGCCCUGGGCCAUGACAGGACCUUCUCAGUGAGAUCUGUAUUUACUCCAAGAUAUCCUCCCAACUAUCCAUUCUAGAGAAACAGAGGGCAUAAGGAACACAAAGUGUUUUGAUCAGGUCAUGCAUUUUGAUAAGUAGCUCACAGGCAUAGUAAAUAUGUACUGGGCCCAGAACUGAAAAGGAGGACAGAUUGGGCUGGAUUACAUAUGAGAAAUUUUAGUGAUCCCAAGCUGCUCACUACAAUAAAAGCUCAUUUUUAAAUACUGGUAUUCAUAUAAUAAUGCUAUAUGGCUGUAAGUCAUAAAACUAUGAUUUCAGAAGAAUAAAAAUAACUGGUGAGAAGGGGUUAAUGAAAAGAUUCAUUGUGAGUAUAACUAGACCUCAGUAUAUUACUAACAAUAACGCAUAUGAGGCUUGGCAAAAAAGACACUAUGAAGGACUGAUACUGAAAAGAGAGAUGGGCCAGCAGAAAUGAGAGAUAAAUGAAGGUCUGGAUACUGCAUUGUUUGUUAUGAACAAAAUAUAUUUAAAAACUAUAGGAGGAACUCUAUAUAUGGGAUAGAUCCUUGACAGAGGAUUUAUGGAAAGCUACAGACAAUCUCCUAGAGUAAAAAUAUAUGUAUAUUGUUAUCUAUACCCAUGGAGAAUUGCUAUGAGGAUCAUAGAUACAUUGGAAUAUUAUUAUCCUCAGUUUGGGGGAACAGUUUGCUUUUGGAAAUCAAAACAUAAAGAGCAUUCUUGCUUAAAUUUCUACAACUUCUUUAUCUUGUUCAUCUGAAUUAGAAAUAUAAGUAUUACUUUACUUUUCCUUAAUUUAAGAGGAUUCCUAAAAUAGAGAAAAUAAUUGUUAGAAAAAUCAGCUUUGCCAUAUCUAGGUUAUAGGUAGAUAAUAAAGUUUUUUGUGUGUAUUAACUUUAUCCAACAUUAAUUUGGGAACUAGUGCUUCUCAUGUUUACAUCUGAUGAUAAAUUUAUACUUAAUGUUGAAAGCUAUAUCUUGGUUAAAAGCUAAAACCAAAAAGCAAUACAACUUCAAAAGCAUUUAUUUUUUUACAAACAUACAUACAUACAUACAUGCAUACAUACAUACAUAUUAUUUGUAUAUAUGUGAUAUAUAUACAUAUACACACAAAAUGUGUGUGUGUGUGUGUGUGUGUGUGUGUGUGUGUGUGUGUGUAUUUAGAAACAUAGAAACAGAAACAUACACCAGAGAAAAAGCUCUGAUUGCUGGGUAAGAGAGAACUCAUUUUUUUGCUUACUGUCUACUAUAAAGUCCACAUGUUCUUUUCAGAUAUUCUUAUGUAAUUGAAUUCUGAGGCUACUUGAUCACCAGUAUUGAUCAUUUGAUGCUCAAUUUUUAUAUUUUUUCCUUGCUUUACAUUAUCCAUGGCCCUGUGAAUGAUCUCAUUUUGCUUCUAUGAAGCACAAAUAUUAUCGGAGUCAAAAUUACAAGGAGUUUUGACUUUAUUACAAUUAAAUUCAUCCUACUUUUUUUUUGGUCAUGACACUUGCUUUUUCCCCAGUGGACUUGAUCUUUUCUUAAAUGAGCAAAUGGGCUCCCUUAGGUAUCCUGCUAAUUGUUAUCAAAUUAAUUUUUUCAUUUUUUCUAUCUUAAAUUACUUGAGAUGAUCACUAAGCCCUAUUAGUAUUUUGACUCUCAAAACCUGUAUGUGAAAUUUCAGUUGUGCUAUGUAGCUUAGCAGGUUUAAUUUUAAUUAGAACUUAUACUUUUCUUAUCUUUUUGUGGUUUAAUUCUCUGUUAUUUCUUACACGAUAGAUUUUUUCCAGAUUUUUAUGUUGAUAAUAUUGUUGAUUCUGAUUUUUCUUUUAUUAGUUAUGCAGUUUUGGGAAUCUCUGGCAUCUUGCUUCCUAGAAGCUUUUCUUUCAUAUCUUUCCCAAGUCAAUUGUGCUCAUUUAUACUAUUUCCUCUCAUUUUGUUCCUUUAGUGCAUGAUGACUUAUGCAUUUAUCUUGACCCCAUUCAAGAGAACUCUAACCAUUCUUCCUCACCCUUGGUUGCAAAUUGCAUAUAAAUUCAUCUAAUCAUAGUUUAUAUUUUUCCUGGUAUUGACCUCAAUGUAUUGACCUCAGGUGAUAUAGUAAUCUAGCAGCAGAUGCAUUGAAACAGUUGUGAAGAUUUGGUUUCUUUCAUUCAUCUGUAACUGUUACAAGAAUUUUGGGUUCUUCAAUAUAUUAAUUUUAGAAUUAUAUUCUAAUAGUUUCUUCUUUUAAGUUCCAAGCUAUUUUUCCCCUUUCUUCAAUUAAGCACUUAUUGAAUGCAAGGCAUGUUAGGCACUUUAUUAGGUACUGUGUGUAAUACAGUUGUAUGAGAGAGUCCUUGUUCUUUUUUGUACUCUCUCAACUUGCACUUUGUAAACUUUGGCCUCUGAUCCUAAGAAACUUUUAAUCACCAAGUUAACUUUGUCCAUUUCUACAUUACAAAAAAUGAAGGGUAGAGUUAGUAGAUAACUGGUAAACUUGACUAUAAUGGAUGGUCAGAUCAAGUAAGUUAGAGAAGGCUGACUCUACAGCUUAAAUUUAGCAAAUAAUUAUCAUUCUCUCUAGGCACCCGAUUGAUGCCACGGUAAUCUAAAUGUUAUAUUUUGAAUGACCGUAACCAAUUUGUAUAACUUCCUUAAGUGUCUCUAUAUAACAUUGACCAUCUGUUAAGUCAAUAAGUCUUUAGCCAUUUGACUAUGGAAUAACUUAAUAGAAAUAUAUAGAUAUAGAUAUAGAUAUAUAUUAUCUUUGCUUUUUCCCUACAUUAGCUUAGAAGAUUUAUGUAGUCUCUUGCUCGUCUGAGAAUGCUUUGCCUGACCUAUUUUGAAAUUGUUAUUGCUGAUAAUUUUCUUUGAGAGGUAAUAGAUUCUCUCUCUCUCUCUCUCUCUCUCUCCCUUUCCCUUUCUCUUUCCCUUUCCCUUUCUCUUUCUCUCUCUCUCCUAGCAGUGUCAUCUUAGAAUGUGCCCUGUGUUAAAGGUGCUACAGACAAUGUUAUGAGACUGGGAAUUUCAGAAAGACUGAAGAGAGAAAAGAUCUCGUGGUUAUCUUAUGUCUUACACUAGCCUUUGGGGUGGAGGAGAGCAGAGAGAGAGUGGGGAGGACAUUUGAUUUUUUGGAAGGCUGAAGAUCAGGAAGAGAAAAAUAUUAAAACAAAAGUUUGACCCUAAUCACCAAUAAAUAUUAAUAAGAAAAAAUAAAUAUACAUAUUUUUGUAAUUGAGUUGACUUAGAUGCCUUUUUUAAACCUUCAGACUUUUCCUACUUUUCUUUUUAUUUGAGGCAUAUGCUUUUUGUCUUGUAGCCCAAGACAUAUUCUCUCAACGAGAAUUACAAGAAUAAUAUGCUUUGGGGAUUUUGCUUAUGGCAAACAAGGUAUUGUUUUAAACUUUUCCCUCCUUGACCUAUAACUUUAAAACUUUCUUAGUUUCUAGAAUAAUUCUUGACUUAGAAAAUGUUACAAAAUAACUAGGUGUCUUGUUAACUAAAUGGAGAAAUUCUGCUGGUAGAAAAUUGAUUUGUUGCUUUUCUUAUAUAUACCUGCUAUUUCCUUAAACCAAGACCUGUAAUUACCCUAAUAUUUCUUCACCAUGACUUUUAGUUAUUUGAGUAAAGAAAUACCUGCACAUUUCCUUUGCCAGUAACAUUUAAUAAUUUGUCAGAACAGACAGUGAGGCCAUGCAUGUCCUCUCUAUCUUGUUGCCAUGAGCUCCAAAGCAGUUCAUUCCUCUGGCAGCCACUCAGUUUGCUUGUUGCUUCAGAACUCCAAAAUGCACAUGACUUUCAUGUAAUCUAAAGUGACUACAAAUGGCUCUUUAGAAAAACAUGAACCUUUGCACAUUUUAUGCCCAAAGUCUACCUCAGUUAAAGUAGGCCUAGAUUUAAGGAGAGAAAGAUUGGGAGAAUUAUAGAACUGUUGAAUGUUAGAUAAUCAAAAGUAUCAAUCAUGUACACAUUUAUUUCCACAGGGCCUUCCCCUUCCCUUUGUGACCCCAGUUUUUUUAAAAAAGAAAAUCCAGAUUCUCUUAUUUACCUUGAGUUAUACCUUUUUUCUUAACCACUAGGCUCAGAGACUACAACUUAAUCCAGCUACAUAGAAUAUCAGCAAUAACCUGGCCCCUUUUUGUGGGGAAGAGUGACUCAUUUCAGUUAAUCUGAGACUUGAUAUUUAGAAACGGUUCAGAGAUGACUAGGUAUAUGUAUAUAUGUAUAUCUGUAUACACUCUUGAUGUUAAUUGUACUGACCAGUGAAAGGUACUACUAUUUGUUGCUGUCUCCUCUGCUCAGACCCACUUGUGGUGCAGCAGCAGUCAAGUACAGCUUUCCAUUAACAUUGUGAUGGGCUUUGUCAGGGGCAGCUGUUAGUAUAUUUUUAAGAAUUUUUGUAUUUAGUCUUUGUCUCUCAAUAUUUUGUGCCUAAUUUAAAGGAAAAGACGUCUCUAAAUUGUAUUUAUUAAGUGUGUCUUUCCUAACAUUUGUAUGCUGCUACUACACUAGUCUCAUGAGUUUUGUUGUGUUUGCGCUGAGGUAUUUUUGGUAAUAAAUUUCUGGAGUGUU